GUCGACGUGUCACUUACGUCAAAUUAAAUUUGCCAAAAUAUAAUAUUUUUCAAAAUAUUUUUGUGGAAGUGAAAUGUUUUCUUAAAUAAGCAUUAGAAAAAUGACCAAUCUCCAAGAGGUACCCACCGAUGAGCUACUGAAUUUUCAGGAUUUUCCUUCUGUCCAUCAUACAAGCGAUUCUAAUACGACUAUUCCAAUAUCUCAAGCACAAAUUAACGUAGAUAAUAACGUCGAAGGGAAUCUAUCUAGAAACGAAAAUGUACAAAGAACUGCUGAAGGAAUUCCAAAUGAGAAUGGUAAUCAAUCGGAAAAGGCCUUCUGGACACUCGAGUAUUACCAAAAAUAUUUCGACGUCGAUACAGCAGACGUCAUAGAAAGAAUUAUGGCAUCGAUAACACCAAAAUGGGAAAACACUUUAAAGAGGCAUUUGCGCGAAAAGCCCGAUUUGUACGGCCCGUUUUGGAUAUCCAUAACAUUAAUUUUUAGUAUAGCCAUUAGCGGUAACAUUGCCAAUUACUUACAACACGCCAAUUCCGAUUACCACUGGAAAUACAAUUUCCACGCCGUCUCAGUAGCGGCCACUGUAAUUUUUCUAUAUGUUGUACUCGUUCCUUUCCUGUUAUGGGGUUUGUUAAAAUGGAGCAUCAAGCCUGUACAGGAUAUCGAAGGGUUAGAUGACGAGUUGAGUCCUGGUAUCUUGGAAAUAAUUUGUGUGUACGGUUACUCGCUAUUUAUUUAUAUUCCUGUCUCGAUGUUGUGGUUCGUGCAAAUUAAUUGGCUGCAAUGGGGUUUGCUGUUAUUCGGUACGUUUGUGUCCGGUUCGGUGUUAUUACUCACGCUGACUCCGUCUUUGCGGCUUUCCAAGCACAAGUUUUUGAUAUCCGUUGGUAUCGUCUUGUUCCACCUGUUAAUGGCUAUGGGUUUUAUGAUGCAUUUCUUCCAGGGUUCAGAUGAUGCGGUUGUACCGCAACCUACUGUACAACCGGUUGUCAAUACUACUAAAAUCUAAUAUGUUUCGUAACUUAAUUUGUAAAUUGAUAAUACCUAUAAGUUAUUUUAAGUUACAAAUUUAUAUUUAUCUAUUUAAU
Phyllotreta striolata is the source of this 1088-nucleotide messenger RNA. The record is from the annotation of a GenBank genome assembly. NCBI's taxonomy places the organism in Eukaryota, Metazoa, Arthropoda, Insecta, Coleoptera, Chrysomelidae.